This is a messenger RNA of Anthonomus grandis grandis, 1794 nucleotides long. RefSeq names its product beta-1,4-glucuronyltransferase 1-like. The transcript has 9 exons. Lineage: Eukaryota; Metazoa; Arthropoda; Insecta; Coleoptera; Curculionidae. The record is from RefSeq and is a predicted model, not a curated record. The coding region runs from base 238 to 1593 and encodes 451 amino acids.
AACAAACAGUCGGUGUUACGCCGCAUGGAGCUGCUAAAAACUGUUCGUUCUUAAUGAGUUUAACUAAUUAAAAUAUGAUUAAGUUUAAAAGAUAACGGUGCUAAUAAAAGAUUUGUUUAUUAGUGAAUAACUUGAGAGCAAAUCCAAAUUAUGUUAAGAUUAUGUGUUGCUGAAGACAAUAUUCAAUGAAGAACAUGCAAACUCAUAGUCACUUGCUAAAAAAUAUUGAAAAUCGCGAUGGUAGUUAACGCAGCGGUGGCAAGAUCCAGAUAUUUCCCAUUGUUGAUUACGUUUUGUUUGAUCGUGAUUUUUGUUGCUCUACAUAAUAUCCAGACUGUGAAAAUUGAAAAUGUUGAACGUAUUAUGUUGGACGUGGGUAACAAAUUACCCGGAGCAUAUCUACGCGAUAUCAAAAUAAACACUUCCAACGAAAUUUUCUGCAAACUGAACUACGGAUUGCCCACACAGCUCAAGUAUACAAAAAAUGAUUUGGCAGGAAGUCCAGAGCUGGAUCAAGAUAGUCCUUUUCAGGUGUUGUAUGACGUGAUUGAAGGACAACCACGACAAAUUGAUCCAGGAGUUACGUAUGCUACACAUCUUACCAAGGAUUUCGUUAUGUAUUUGACUGAGGUGGUUAGGCAAUGGGAAGGUCCUAUAAGCGUAGCAGCUUACGUUUCGGAUGGUGAUCCUAAAGUUAUAUUGGACAGUAUACUUCACUUUUGCUAUUGUAUCCCAGAAAUGUACAAAAUAUCCUUACAUUUGGUGUUUAGGAAAGACUCGCAUCCAUCCUAUUUCUCCAUUGCGCUGCUACAGCCCCCCGAUACUUGUGAUAUCCAGAAUUUGUUAAAAACCAAUUCCGACUAUAAUAGUUUAAGCAAUAAUAGUGAUAAUAGCCAUAAGAAAGAUAUUAAAAAUUGGUAUCCAAUUAAUGUAUGCAGAAACGUUGCCAGGCAAUCAGCUUAUACGGAGUUCAUAUUAGUUUGCGAUGUCGAGCUCAUGCCCAGCGAAGGUUUAGCGAACCGCUUUAUACGUAUGCUGGAAAACCAAAGGUGCGUGGAACCGAAUUGCGACCGGCGUGUAUUCGUAGUUCCGGUUUUUGAGGUGGCUACUUCCGAAGACCCGCCCAAAACCAAAAAGGAGUUAGUGAGGUUGAUCAGUUUGAAUAAAGCUGUGUAUUUUCAUAAGUAUUCUUGCCCCCAUUGCCAGAAGUUUCCGGGACUGGAACAGUGGAAAACCAGUGAUCCCGGAGAAGUUAUAAAACCUCUACUAUCCGUUAAACGUGAAGUUCCUUACCACAGAUGGGAACCUGUUUAUAUUGGAACUAAAAACGAGCCUAUGUAUAACGAAAGAUUGUCUUGGGAAGGAUUUCAAGAUAAAAUGUUACAGAUGUUGGAAAUGUGCCUGGCAAACUACCAAUUGUUGAUACUAGAUGGAGCCUUUCUCGUACAUUGGCCGGGAAUUAAAAAAUCGAAAAGAAAAGACGAACCGUGGCGGGCGCCAUUUAUAAGAAGGAAUCAGGGAUAUUAUGAUAUUUUACUAAGAAAUAUUUCCGGUAAAUAUCCGCGUAAUCUUAGGUGUAGGAGCAAGAGGUGAUAUGUUUAAAAGGAAUAUUUUACAACAGUAUUACAAGUUUUAUUUACAAUAAAAUCAAAACACUUUAUAUUAUGUAGUAGCUUUUUACUAUUUACCUAAUACAUGCUACAGACGAUCCACUUAUUAUUUGUUCCUAUAUUAGUAUAAUAUAUUAAUAAAUAAAAUUGCUCAUUUUUAUAGGAAAUAAAUAUUUUAGGCUUA